This is a messenger RNA of Polistes dominula (European paper wasp), 1776 nucleotides long. RefSeq lists its product as uncharacterized. Gene Ontology annotation, molecular function: nucleic acid binding. Lineage: Eukaryota; Metazoa; Arthropoda; Insecta; Hymenoptera; Vespidae. The record is from RefSeq and is a predicted model, not a curated record.
AUGAUUGUACUAGGUUGGCUGAAAAGAGACUCCGGUACGUUGAAAAUAUACACGGCAAAUCRCGUGCGCGAAAUACAAGAAAUCUGUGAAGGUAUCACAUGGCRACAUGUGCGAUCCGAAGACAAYCCAGCGGACGCUUUAUCUAGGGGACAACUCCCACGCGAUUUCCUGAAGAACGAGRUAUGGUUUCACGGACCAUCCUGRCUCGAGCGACCGGAGGCCGARUGGCCAAUCCCGACUGAAAGGGAAAUUCUYGAAUUGCCGGACGUAAAGAGACUAUCGGUACUAACGACGCUAAUUGAAUCAGGAAGCAUAUUUCAGCGAUUCUCUAGUUACACGCGAUUAUUAAAAAUUAUAGCACGAUGCCGACGAUGGCUUAAAACUAACUCAUAUAAGGGAGAAUUGUCUACCGCAGAAAUAACAGAAACAGAACGACGCGUUUUAAAAAUCGUGCAAGACGAACAAUUUCACGCCGAAAGARAAAGGUUGAAGACAGCGGGGGGARUCAAGAGYACRAGGCUCGCCGCGUUAAAUCCGAYCCUUGAUGARGRAGGUUUAAUUCGASUGGGGGGUCGACUUCAAAACGCAAACUUAAGUUUCCACGAGAAAUGUCCGAUAUUAUUGCCCUCACAUCACCACGWCACCGAUCUCAUUAUCCGAAAGCUUCAUGAGCAAAACUUUCACGCCGGUAUACAGACUACCCUCUAURCCCUUCGACAACGUUUUUGGCUCCUCGACGGCAAGAAUCAGGUGCGAAGAAUCGUACGUCAUUGCGURCRUUGCAUCCGAUUCCGUGCGUCCGGCAUCCAGUAUAAAAUGGGAGAUUUACCAAGCUCGCGAGUGCAGGAAGCCACUGCAUUCUCCCAUGUCGGAGUAGAUUUCUUCGGCCCAAUUUACGCGAAAGAAAAGAAGCACCGUAAUAAAGGUCGCGUUAAAACAUACGGGUGUAUUUUCAUCUGCAUGACCAUCAAGGCGGUACACAUCGAACUAGUCAGCGAUCUGACCACAGAUGCCUUUUUAGCCGCUUUCAGGCGUUUUGUGAGUCGAAGAGCUGUUCCAGCUCAUAUUUAUUCGGAUAACGGAACAAACUUCGUCGGGGCUAAUAACCAGUUAAGGGAAUUAUAUGCCUUGAUUGAGUCGGACGAAUAUAAAACAAAGGUCCAGAAUUUCGCAGUAGAUCAUARAAUAUCAUGGCAUUUYAAUCCUCCUUUAUCACCUCAUUUCGGAGGUUUGUGGGAAGCGGCCGUCAAAUCUUUCAAACACCAUUUUAAACGGGUUGUCGGYGAACUUCUCUUCACAUACGAAGAAUUAACUACAUUCGCGAUCRAAAUCGAAGCAAUUUUAAAUUCACGCCCGUUAUGUCCUAUCUCAUCAGAUCCGAAUGACGUGACAGCUCUAACACCUGCACAUUUUUUAGUUGGAAGACCUAUUACGACAUUGCCAGAGGAAGAUUAUGCUAAGACACCAGCCAAUCGAUUGUCUUCAUGGAAACACAUCACGAAGGUGCGACAAGAUUUCUGGCGUCGGUGGCACAUUGAAUAUCUACGAGAAUUGCAGAAACGUCAUAAAUGGAUACAACCCCAGCAAAAGAUUGAAAAGGACACCAUCGUUAUUCUCAUCGACAAGAAUCAACCUUGCAUGAGAUGGCCGUUAGGCCGAAUCACGAACAUACACCCAGGACAAGAUGGUGUAGUACGAGUGGUCACCGUGAAAACGGUUCACGGUGUUGUCAAGCGAAACGCAACGACUAUUUGUCCAUUGUUAAACCAUCAUUAA